This is a messenger RNA of Helicoverpa zea (corn earworm), 1304 nucleotides long. Its product is annotated as replication stress response regulator SDE2. The coding region runs from base 139 to 855 and encodes 238 amino acids. The transcript has a single exon. The record is from RefSeq and is a predicted model, not a curated record. Lineage: Eukaryota; Metazoa; Arthropoda; Insecta; Lepidoptera; Noctuidae. Gene Ontology annotation, cellular component: nucleus.
GUCACUGUCAGUGUCAAUAAUAUCGCGCAGUUAUCGCUUGUGGUGUGCAAUUUUGUCGAUUUGUGGUGUUUUUCUUGCUAAAAGUGAAGAUUAUUUUAAUCUUUUACAUCUUUUUAACACUACAGUGAACGAUUAAAUAUGCCUUGUCUAGUCAUAUUCGAAAAUAACUUUAUAACGGGGCUGGAGUGUAAAGAUGUGUCAUCGCUAAAGCGUGAUAUUUCACAAAAAUAUGGUGUUCCGAUAGAAGAUUUGUCUGCGACACUGAACGGAAGGCCCGUGUCUGACAGUUACGAUGUUACAUCAGACAACAAUGUUGUUAGAUUGGCCUCUAAGCUCGUUGGAGGGAAAGGCGGAUUUGGAUCUAUGUUACGUGCCAUUGGAGCACAAAUAGAGAAAACUACCAACCGUGAAGCUUGCCGAGACCUAUCAGGUCGUCGUCUACGUGACAUCAAUGAAGAGAAAAGGCUUAGGAAGUGGUUGGAAGGCCAAGAAGACAGGGAAAAGGAGGCAGCUGAGAGAAAACAGAAGAAACUCGAGAGAUUGGUGGCAGAACCCAAGAUUGAGGUCAAUUUGAACCCUGCAUAUGAAAAAGAGCGUCAGGAUCUGCCUGAACGUGUGAACUCGGCAGUAGAAGCCGGCUGGCAGGCUGCUGGAUCAUCAAAUGCUUUGAAACGGAAGUCUGACAAUGAGAAAGCCAAGCCAAAGAAGGCUAAAUUAUGGAUUGAUGCAGAGUUGUCGGACUGCUCCUCACUGAGUGAUGAUGAUGAAGAGGAAGUUCCCGCUAAGAGUCCGGGACAGCAAGUGUCCACAGACAGUGGAAAUGAGUCCGAUAGAGCCUCGGCUAGCAGUAAAUGAGAUGAAAAUACUGUGUUAUAGACUUUAAUUAUUUUAAUAUUCUUUUAUUGUAAUUUUAUUUAAUAACUACUAUAGUUUAAAUCUGAGGAGAUUUAAAAGUUUUAUAAAUUAUGUUAGGCAAUAGGUUUUUAAUGGACUCUAAUGUUUUGUGUACUUUCAUGAAUUCAUGUUGAAGGUAUUUUAUUUAGCAAAUGUUUCAAGAUAUUUUAUGUGUAAAUAGUAUGAAACUGGCAUUUUAUGUGUUAAAAGGUUAAACUAAAGUAAAUUCAGGAUACAUUUCGGGAGUUUUUUUUAUAUAACAUGUCUUGUUGUUUCUUUUUUAUUAAAUAUGACCUCUGUCAUUAGGUAGAAUUUUAUCACUUCAAGUAAAUUAAGUAAUUUUAAUUUAUGUAUAUGUACUCAAUAAAUUUUUUCUCAAUAAGUAGGAAAUAAAAUCUAUUUUAAGUAAA